Saccoglossus kowalevskii is the source of this 1533-nucleotide messenger RNA. RefSeq lists its product as uncharacterized. The record is from RefSeq and is a predicted model, not a curated record. Lineage: Eukaryota; Metazoa; Hemichordata; Enteropneusta; Harrimaniidae.
AGCUAUUGAUGUGGUAUACACUUCUCAUAUUAACAGCACAUUACUGGUUUUUGUAGGCACCAUGAUGCUCAAAGCGCUGUCUAGUCUCGUCGUACGUAGAGUACCCUUCAGGAAAUUACUGCCAAGGUUCGCCACUUCCGCGACUACCACAAACAGACGAUGCUUGUCCACCGCAACUAGUGACUCUUCGUUGAACCCGAAAGACAUCAGACAAAGGCCCAGACUGGUGGAGUUGAAAAAUGGUAGUAAAGUGAAAACAACAUUCUCGAAGGCUGAGAUAAACAGGCGAGUAACAAACCUCCGACAACGCAUGGAGAAGGAUGAUAUUUCUGCAUGUUUGUUAACAUCGUAUCACAAUAUCAACUACUUCAGUGAUUUUCUCUACUGCUCGUUUGCCCGUUCGUAUGGUCUUGUCGUCACCAUGGACAAGACCAUAAACAUUUCGGCCACCGUUGAUGGCGGUCAACCGUGGCGCCGCACCCAUGGUGAAAACAUCGCAUACACUGACUGGCAGCCAGGUAACUUCUUCCAUGCAGUUGAAACUGUCCUGGAGCCGUAUAAAGGUGCAAUAGGUGUUGAGUUUGACCAUCUCACUGCUGACAACUUCAAGAAGCUGGAGAAAUCUCUAACCGGUCGAUCUCUUGUCGAUAUCAGCGAGGCAUCAAUGAAGAUGAGGUUGAUCAAAUCCCCAGAAGAGCUGUUUGUGACACGAGAGGGUGCUCGUAUUGCAGAGGUUGGUGCCUGGGCAUGCGUGGACGCAAUCAAGGAAGGUGUGAUGGAAUACGAAAUUGCUCUUGCUGGUACGGAACCAAUGGUUAGGGAGAUCGCCAAAACAUUUCCACAUGAUGAGUUGAGAAACACAUGGGUAUGGGUUCAGUCAGGAGUAAAUACCGAUAGUGCUCAUCAUCCAGUCACUACGAGACGUUUAAUGAAAGGAGAUAUACUUAGCGUCAAUUGUUUCCCAAUGAUAUCAGGGUACUACACAGCAGUAGAAAGGACUAUGUUCGUCGACCAUGUGCCCUCCGACAGACACUUAGAACUCUGGGAGAUUAACUGCAAAGUACAGCGCAAGGGGAAUGAGCUAAUCAAGCCCGGGAUUCGAUGUAGCGACAUUGCCUGGGAGUUGAAUGAAAUAUAUCGUGAACAUGACUUACUGAAUGAUCUUCCAAUUGGCUAUGGUCACUCUUUUGGGAUUUUAAGUCAUUAUUAUGGACGAGAAGCUGGAUUGGAAUUGAGAGAGGACGUCCACACAAUCCUUGAACCAGGAAUGGUUGUGUCAAUGGAACCUAUGAUCAUGAUUCCUGAGGGAAGUCCUGGUGCUGGUGGAUACCGAGAACAUGACAUCUUGAUUGUCACCGAAGACGGUGCUGAAAAUAUCACGAAAUUCCCGGUUGGCCCCGAACACCUCGUCAUCAAAAAAUAAAACAAAAUAAUUGGAUUCUCCAUCACUCAGGAAAUCUAGAAACACUUUCAAUUUUCUUGUCAAUGAAAAAAAACUACAAUGUAUUUUAAUAAAUGUUUUUGAUAAAUUAA